Molecule: messenger RNA, 3150 nt
Organism: Artibeus jamaicensis (Jamaican fruit-eating bat)
Lineage: Eukaryota; Metazoa; Chordata; Mammalia; Chiroptera; Phyllostomidae
Gene: TDRP
Product: testis development related protein
Exons: 5
Coding region: 242-1189 (315 amino acids)
Biological process (GO): spermatogenesis
Cellular component (GO): cytosol; nucleus
Source: RefSeq, a predicted model, not a curated record
CCGGGUGGGGCGGGGCCUGGCCGCGGGGCGGGGUCCCCCUGUGCGGGCCGAGGGGCCUGGCCGGGGAUUGGCCGGGUUUGGUUUGGGUCUGGGUCGGUGUCCUUGCUGCGCAGGGUCGGUGACGAGGGAUGUGGGCCUUGUUGGGGGUAGGGACCCUGUCCCGAGUGGAGGUGGGGACCCGCGGUGGGUCGGAAGCGUGGCGGAGUAGGGGGCGCAGGGCGGGUCCGGGUCCGGGAGGGUGAUGUGGCCCCGCCCGCCCGUCCCCGCCCCCCUCGCGGCGUCCCAGCCCCGUUGGAGCCGCCGCCCCAGCUUCCGCGCGCUGCGCCCAGCCGGACAGGGGCGCACGGACGCGCGGACGCCGGAACCCGGCCGGAGCAUGUGGAAGCUGGGACGCGGCCGGGUGCUUUUGGACGAGCUCCCAGAGGAGGAGGACGGUCUGGCUGGGGGUCCGCCGCCGUCCGCCGACGCACAGAACCAUGAAGUUUGUGAUCAAAAGAAGCAUGUCCCCAGGUCCUCCUCCCGACAGGGACUCGGCUCUCAAGCUGUCACCGGCAUUUCAGCUGUUUCUCCAUGUACGUGGCCGCACGUUCCCAGCUCCGUGUGUCCAUCAGUAAAUGCAGUCAGUCGGGUCCAUGUGCUCGGGGUGAGCGCUCAGGCCUCGUCUGUCCCCCAGGGAGCGGCCUCUGAGAAUACCGGUCAUCGGUCGGCCACGUCACAGGCUGUUCCCCCACUUACCGUGCAGGGAGCGAGUUUCCGGGGUUGGAAGGAAGUGACCUCGCUGUUCAGUAACGACGAUGAACAACACCUCCUGGGAACAUGCAGGUCUCCCAAGGCCAGGGGAACCAGCUUGCGGUUAAAGGAAGAGUUGAAGAUGGAGAAGAAAUCUGGAUUUUGGGACAAUUUGGUUUUAAAGCAGAAUUUACAGCCUAAGAAGCCAGAUGAGAUCGAAGGUUGGGAGCCUCCCAAACUUGCCCUUGAAGAUGUGGCGGCUGAGUCGGGUGAUGGCCCGAGUGUCCGAGGGCCCCGGCCGGGCUGGGAGGAAGGGGCCAAGGGUUCUGGCAAGUACACCAGCCUGGCUGGCCCGGGAAGCAGCUCGCGCUGGAGCCUGAAGUCCGCAGGGAAGCUGGUCAGCAUCCGGCGCCAGAGCCGUGGCGGCCACCUGACGGAUACCUGGGAGGAGCUGGAGUGACGUGAGCCGUGCCAUCCAAGCGUCUCCCUGCCGCCGCUGCCUGGAUAUGCUGCUUCGCGAUGCACUGUGCCCCGAUCCUUAGGUUUGCUGCGCCAGGGUGUCCUUGUUAGUCUGCCGGUCUUUCCCCGAUUAGACAGCAGAGUCCCCUCUGCCCGUGUCCCUGUUUGGACUUCCCUCUAGCACGCUGGGUGACGAUUUCCAAACCUCUUGACCGCGGGGUCACCGCUGGCUUGCUGCUGCUGUCCUGGGCGUCCCGGGAGCCCGACCCGCAGAUGCGGGUGUUGAUGCUGCCCUGGGGCUGCUGAGUGUGGUGCGCCACCUUCCCCAGCUGCAGCCCUCGGCUCUGCGGCCGGGGGGCUCCGUGGCUUGUUCAGCACAGCACACCGGACAGAGCAGCUGUGGCAGACGGGCUGUCCAGGUGCCCAGUGAGCCCCGCAGAGGCCGCAUCCUGACCUGGCGUCUGCCCUGGGAAAUCAGACUUGUUCUCACAACACAGUUAAAGCUGGGAAAGCAAACCACGUUCCCGAGAAGCGGAGGGGGUGUCUGGUCAAGUACCAGACGCUGCUGCACAGAGGCCCUCCCUCCGCAGCAGUGCGGACGGCGCUGCUGCCCUUCAGGUGUUAUUUUUACUGCUGGAAUUUUACAUAUUGAUCUUUAUUUUCUUCUACAAGUUUGUUCUUUUUCGAUUACAGAUUAAAAAAACACUGUAGAGUGUGGAUCAGUUUUCGUAAGUUGAUUAGUACUGUGACUUUGUGUGGACUCACUCACCAUAGAGUUAAAACUGCAUAUAAAACACUGGAAGUGCCUCUUUUCUGUGAUGCCCAGGCUUCGCUUUGAAAACGAGAUGUGCUGUGGCUGCUGCCAAGUCGGGUGGCGACCCCAGCUCGGGCCCCCAGGCUCUGCUCCCGGGGCAAGGCCACGGGCCUGGCUCGGGCUGGCGUGGAAGGAGAGGUUCCGUUCUCUGGUCACACUGUGUUCCCCGCGUGAGAAACACCGGGUGCACCGUGGUGCUGCCACACGUCACCGCGUGUUUGUCUCACUCUUGCUGAAUGAGCCCGCACGCUGGCGGCUGGACACCCGGUGGGUCGGUGUGUCCGUCUGUUGUCUGUCAUCCACAGACCUCCAGCCUCCGGGGUGCGUGCACGUUGUCCCUCAAGCGUGUCUGCGGACCCCGUCAGUCACCCGUCUCUCUGGCUCCUGUCAGCCAUCUGUUCACCCAUCCACGUCCUCUCAAAGGAACACAUAUUUGAGUGUGGGGCCAGGCGCGUGGGUCAGGCGGCGUCGGAGCUGUGACGCGGUGGGGUCCAGACUCUCCUUGCCCCAGGUGAACGGCCCUGCACGUCCCCAAGAAAUGUGCCCUGGGCAUCGACACACCUGAGCCCAAGGCCCGUGUGUUGGGGACGGACACCGUCCGGGCUCCGGGGCUUUGCGGCCCAGUGAGCAGCUGCCGUGGUCGUGCCGCAGGGACGCCCAUCGGGCAGCUCAGGGUGUGGUUUCUCAGGGGAGCACAGCUGGGGUGGGGCUGGGACGUGCACUGUACCUCACUGCUUCGUGUCUUCAAAGGUGAUGUGAACGCGUUUUCCUCUCUGGCAUCCGGUGAAAUGAGAACGGCGGGCUGUGGGCUCUGAUGCAAAUGCUCACUGGGGUGACUCGGGAGGAGCGUCGUUACCCAGCGGCUCUCUGUUCACAGGGUCAGAAGAGGUUUGAUCUGGGGGCUGUGCUCGAAGUCUGUGUGCAGACGGUGCCGCCGUGUGAGGAGCGAGGUGUCUGCUCCUCCUCCUGAUGUCCCUUCGUCUCGUAACGUGGGAGGGCUUCUGUCGAUGUGAAGUCAUCCUUAACGCUAGAUUUUUUAAAAUAAAACUACUGUUCACACUCUCGCUGUCGGUCGCCUGGUUGCUGGCCCCCCGGGGAAGGUCCACACUCAUGGCUGCAGCCCAGGAGCCCGUGCACUUUCCCGGACA